UACGCUAUGAAUUCGACCCGUGAGCUUAGUUACGGCUGCAUCACGGCCGACGACAAGGAUCCGCCACCGCAAGGCGGGGAGGUGGUUGGUCCUUGUCGCCGGGCGGUGGGGAGGGCCACACGGAGGGAUAAUGUGUGUUUCACCCAACGGUCGCGUAGACAAGCUGGACAGCUCGUUCUCGAGGUCGCGAUCCAGCAGCAUGUCGAGCCUGGAGAACAUCUCGCAGGAGGGCAUCCAAUGCCUCGCCUUCGCGGACAGCUAUAUCAAGAGAUCAGAUCCCACGGCGCUGGUGCCCACGCUGUGGAUCGGCACAACCCUGGGCUCUGUGCUGACCAUGAUGAUCAGCCUUCCCGAGGCCGACCAGCGCCACACGCAGGCGGCUGCUAUCAGCACCAGCGGUGGUCCUAUCUUCAGGCUCAAAGGCUCCAUACUAGCCAUGUCGUUCCUGGACUGUAACGGCGCUCUCAUCCCCUACUCCUACGAAGGCUGGAGGGACGACUGCAAAGACAGUCGGGAUCGCCGAGACCGCACACCGACCAAACAGUGUUCGACGGGCAGCGGUAGCCACAGCAGCCCCGUGCCCGAGCCGGGUGACCGCCAGUUUGUGGUGAUCGCGUCGGAGAAGCAGGCCCGCGUGGUGGCGCUGCCCAGCCAGAACUGCGUCUACCGGCAGCAGAUCGUCGACGCCGACUUUGUCGUGAAGGCGGAGAUCGUCAGCUUGAAAGAUAGUGUCUGCCUGGUGAGCUACCUGUCCACCGGCCACCUCUCCGCGUACAGCCUGCCCUCGCUACGGCCCUUACUGCAUACGGACUUCCUCCCGCUGUCGGAGCUCAGCUUCCAGACACAGUCGAAACAGAGAGGUCUCGUAGACCCGAUGCUCUCCAUAUGGGGCCAACAGCUCAUAGUUAACGAGGACACGGAUCAAAUAGCGAAGACGUUCUGCUUCAGCAACAGAGGGCACGGCCUGUACCUUGCCUCGCCCUCCGAGAUCCAGAAGUUCACGAUCGACGCCGAAUUCUGUCAGCAACUGAACGAGAUGAUGGGGGAGCUGUUCUUGCCGCGGGACAUGCCCGAGCCCCCAAAAGAGAGCUUCUUUCGAGGGCUGUUCGGGGGCGGUGCUCGCCCGCUCGACAGAGAAGAAUUAUUUGGAGAGAGCAGUGGUAAGCCGAACCGGACGGUGGCCAAGCACUUCCCCGCGGCCGAGGGGCUGCAGGCGCGUGCCUCGACCGCCACGGGAGAGAUAGCGCGCGCGCACCAGAUGGCCGUCGAGCGAGGCGACAAGCUGUCGCAGCUGGAGGACAAGGCCGAGCGGAUGCACUCGCAGGCGUCAGAGUUCUCGUCCUCGGCUCACCAGCUGAUGCUCAAGUACAAGGACAAGAAGUGGUACCAGCUGUGAAUAUUGCGAGCCGGCGCGCACUCGGCCAACAUCUUGACAGAAUCACAACAGAUUGUUCUGUUGUCUUGAAAUCAAAUGAUAUUUUGUUUACUUCAAGUUUGUCCCUAUAUCUAAUAUAAUAUCAGCGAGGUUUGUUUCUGGUUAGAUCAAGUUAAAACUGGCUGACGGACAACAAACUCACGAGUUGAACAAUUUAAACAAAAUAAUUCAGACUACAAUAUUUGCCGGCCGACUUGAGCUGGCAUAGCGUUCAUACAUUUAUAUUGGAUGAAUCAUCUUCAUUGUUCGAAGUCCUCAAGACACCGGUAGCCGGAACCAUGCAGCUCAAGUUGUUUGUCAAAUACUACCGUUGUUUCAUAUAUCGAUAUAGGUAUAAGUACGUGUAUAUAUGUAGGGUUACGACCGCGUAGAGCUUAGCCCUUCUACUUCUAGAUAAUCUUCCUACGUAGGCGGUAGGAGCUAACACGAAUUACUAAAUUAACGCACAAUGUCAUCUUGCAUCACCCCUCGUGUACCGAUCAUGUCACUGUUCAGUUGUUUCUGUGCCCGAAGCAUUGGAAGCGAUGUUCGAUAACAGGUUAGAAUGCAUAGUCGUUUGCGGUUCACUUAUGCAAGGUUAUAUAAACAUUUUGCACCCCAAAUCUUGCUGAUAUAGUAAAAUAUAUUGUAUCUAUUGUAUGUAGGUGCUCCGCAGAAAAAAGUACCUUCGUUUUAGUAAUAACAGACGGCUCGAAGAAGGUUUUUGUUAAUAGCACUGUGUUUGUAGUUGUAGCUUCUCACUCAAGCACCACGGAUAGGUCGCGUGCGGUCGGUUCCGCGAUAUACUCUCGUAGACAACCGCGACCGGUUAACCCACAACAUGAAUUAUCAAUCGUUGGCGGGAGGUACUCUAAUAAUUGUAUUACGUAAUUCGCUGCAUCUUCCAUUUAUUAGCGAUUUCAAAAGUAUUUCUUAUAAGUAGGUUCCUCUCUUUCUCGCAUAUUAUAUAAAUCCGCAUUAAUUGCGAUGUGAUACCUGUAUAUAUGUAGACUUGUACUGUAAAUAUUUUGUACUAUCAUAGUGCGUAGCGGACAUCUCCAUGUUUAUGUCGCUCUCUUCUUGACGUGCGAAACCUAUUGUCACCUAAUGACAAAGUUAAAGUAGAAUUGUGAUAAAAGAUUAACAGUUACUACCGCGGGAAUUAGACUUAUUAAAUUGAUUUGAUAAUAUUGAAGAAUUAUAAUAUAUAUAUUGGUUUAUAUUAGGUAUACAUCCUUAGUAUUGAUGGGGGGGGG
Molecule: messenger RNA, 2670 nt
Organism: Leptidea sinapis
Lineage: Eukaryota; Metazoa; Arthropoda; Insecta; Lepidoptera; Pieridae
Product: syntaxin-binding protein 5-like
Exons: 9
Coding region: 131-1396 (421 amino acids)
Biological process (GO): regulation of protein secretion; regulation of exocytosis
Cellular component (GO): SNARE complex; cytoplasm; plasma membrane
Molecular function (GO): myosin II binding; syntaxin binding; GTPase activator activity
Source: RefSeq, a predicted model, not a curated record